AUGACGAGCGUCGAUGAGCUAUUCAGGUCUGCCUCCGGGAGCUCCAAGCGCAAGUUUGAACCCGUCCAAGACCCUAAUGAGCUCUACAAGGCAGCAAAGACCGAUCCCAAUGGCGAUGUGAAAGGAAAAGGAAAGGAACCUAUGGUGGAAGACGAUAUGGAGGACGAUGAAGAGGCCGGCCCCGAGCUACCUCCAGAUUUCGAAGAUGACAUACCAGACGAUGAAGAAGGCCGGUUCUUCGGUGGAGGCAUGGAACAAAAGACAGCGCAGGCAAUGCAAUACAUCGACCAACAAGAAGAAGAUGAAGCUGCGCCCGAGAAAUUCGAUACGGCAUGGGUGCGCCGAUUUGCGCUGAACUUUGAGAAGAAGAUCUCCAAGAACGCCGAGCUACGAGCCAAGUUUGAAAAUGAUCCUCAAAAAUUCAUGGCCUCCGAGGCCGACCUCGAUGCCGAGAUUAAGGGACUGUCGAUUUUGUCUGAACAUUCAGAGCUUUACGAGGAAUUCGCCAAGAUGGGCUGUGUCGGAUCCUUGGUUUCCCUCCUUGCGCACGAAAAUGCAGAUAUCGCGAUUGAUGUUGUCCAAAUCAUCAGCGAACUUACAGAUGAGGACGUGGAGGCUCAACAGGAGCAAUGGGAUGCCCUAGUCAAUGCGAUGAUGGAUGCCGAUCUUAUCGAGCUGUUGACCUCAAAUCUCUCUCGACUAGAUGAGAAAGUUGACACCGACCGAGCAGGUGUUUACUACAUUCUCGGUGUCAUGGAGAACUUAGCUUCUCAAACCGCCCUCGCGGAGAAAAUCGGACAAGACGCCUCCAUUCUCCCAUGGAUCUUAUCCCGCAUCCAACAGAAGGAAUCCCCCGUUACCCAAAACAAACAAUACUCUGCAGAAAUCCUGGCGAUUCUCCUGCAGUCAUCCCCAAAAAACAGAGAACGGUUCAUCGGUCUUGAUGGCAUCGACCUCAUCCUCCAACUUCUCAGCCAGUACCGCAAACGCGACCCAGAGAAGGAUUCAGAUGAGGAAGAAUACGUGGAGAAUCUCUUUGAUUGCCUGAUCUGCCUUGUGGACGAGGACUCAGGAAAGGACAAGUUCAUCGAAGCCGAAGGUAUUGAGUUAGCACAGAUCAUGCUGAAAGAAGGCAAAUUCAGCAAGCCGCGUGCUCUACGGGUCCUCGACCACGCAUUCGGCGGAAUCAGCGGCGGGCCUGCUUGUGAGCGCCUCAUUGAAGCCGCUGGUCUCCGAACGGUAUUCGGCAUGUUUAUGAAGAAGCAAGAAGGACAAAAUAUCGAACAUCUUCUCGGUAUAUUUGCCUCGCUGCUCCGGCUUUUACCCGGUGGGUCGGCACCGCGUAUUCGCACACUGGCCAAGUUCAUGGAGAAGGAGUACGAGAAGAUUGGGAAACUAGUCAAGUUGCGUCGGGAGUACGCUGCCCGCGUCUCGCCGGUUGAACAAGCUAUUGAGAAGGAACGGAAGGGGUAUUCGAAGGAGGAUCAAGAAUAUAUGGCGGGCGAGUGGCUCUCACGUCGACUCGACGCCGGACUCUUCUCGUUGCAGACCAUCGAUGUCAUUUUGGCUUGGCUGAUUGCUGAGGAUGACGGCGCUAAGAAGAAGGUUCUUGCGCUGCUAGCAGACCGGGACGAAGAUUUAUCUUUGGUUCGUGGUACUUUGCAAGAACAACUCGAGGGACUUGACGAGGAGGAGCCUAGUCAGAAGGAUUUGAAAGAUAUGCUGAGCACUCUGCUGCAGUUUGUUUGA
Messenger RNA from Penicillium manginii, 1749 nucleotides. Its product is annotated as beta-catenin-like protein 1. Lineage: Eukaryota; Fungi; Ascomycota; Eurotiomycetes; Eurotiales; Aspergillaceae. The record is from RefSeq and is a predicted model, not a curated record. Gene Ontology annotation, cellular component: spliceosomal complex. Bases 1 to 1749 code for a protein of 582 amino acids. The transcript has 8 exons.